Molecule: messenger RNA, 2106 nt
Organism: Plasmodium knowlesi strain H
Lineage: Eukaryota; Apicomplexa; Aconoidasida; Haemosporida; Plasmodiidae
Exons: 1
Coding region: 1-2106 (701 amino acids)
Biological process (GO): regulation of DNA-templated transcription
Molecular function (GO): double-stranded DNA binding
Source: RefSeq, a predicted model, not a curated record
AUGAAUAAAUACAUUUUCCUCUUACUAGUAAUUACAAAAUUGAACACAUUCGCAUGUUACGUUAGGCGCGCAAAAAUUUUUUCUGGCAACAUCAUGAGGAAGGACAAAGACAAGAUUAGGAGCGAGAAUGGGGGUCCAUUUAAAUCCCCAGAGGCUACUCGUACUGUGCGCGUUGUAAGGGGGUGUUACGGGGGAAGACGCAAAGGGGAGUUAUUUUAUUUGAGAGCCCCGCUCUACGGUUCGUUUGGUAACUCGCUUGACAAUCCUCUGUGGAAAGGGCCCCCUUCCGAAUGCAGCGCAUCCAGCGCGCCACCCCCUUGCGCACGUCUGGAACAUGGGGGAAACAAAACCCAGCUCUUCGCCAAGACGCAGAAAUAUGUGGAAAACCUGAGGAAGGUAAAAAAAAUAGACAACACUAUACUUGGGAAUGAUUUCCACGGGAAAGAAAACGAAAUAAUCCAUGAAAUCCCAGACAGAUUUCUUAACGCAUUCAAGUGGGCAUUACAAUUUCGGUUAAAAAACUUUAACUGUAAAUUUAUGAGAUUAUCCAAAUUGGCGAAAAAAAAUAAUGAAGAAUUAAAAAACUACGAGGAUUAUGCUAUAGGGUAUAAAGAAAACUUAUUAGCCAUGUUGCAGAAGGAUAAAAAUUUCUUCCUGGACAUUGUAAAUAAGUUGAAAGCAAAGGAUUAUUUUAAUUUUGAUAUUUAUUCUAUCUUCAGAUUUAUCAACAUAGAUGUUCGUUUUUUUUUCUUUCCUGAAUGUCAUGACCAGUCGGCUGUUUUUUUCCUCAUUUUCGGGAACCUGGAAAAAGCCAUUGACUAUUUUAUUCGGAACAAGGACACCGUUGAUUUUAUGGAGAUGGAGAAGUAUAAGAAGAUGGGGGAUAGUAGCGAGGUAAGGCUGAGUAUACGACAGAGGAAGAGGUUGAGGAAGGCGGAACGGAAACGUGAGAGGGAGGAGCGGCAAAGGGCGUAUAUGGCGCGGGGGGGGGCUUCCUCCUUGGGCGACACAGACGGAGGAGUAACCACCGCAGACGAAGGGAUUGCGAAUGGAGAAAAUGCCGAUAAAGAAACGGUGAAUGAGGAAAGUGCGGAUGAAGAAAGUACUGAUGACGAAACCGUGAAUGAGGAAAGUGCCGAUGAAGAAAGUACUGAUGACGAAAUGACAAAUGACGAAAGUGCCGAGGACAAGAUCUUCGACGAGGGAGCAACGCCUGACAUCUCCAUAAACAGCAUAAGCGAGGCUGCCCCCCUGGAGGACAAAUUCGAUUACUUCCUAAAACACUACGAUGAUGUGGAAUUCUUCUUUAUGAAGCACUUCAAGACGCCAGAAGAGUUAAAAUGUUUUUUCGAAAAAUGCCAUGAGGAAGAACAUAAAAUAGAAAAAGAAGAAAUAAAUUUUAACGCAAAGGGAGAGGAAAUCAUAACCAAGAACCAAGUGCUGAAAAAAGGGCUGAACUUAGAAAUGAUAAAAAAAAUUAUUAAAACAUCGCCGAGGUUAUCUUUAGUAAAUAAAAACACCAUUCUCAAAAGAAUAGCUCAUUACAAAAAUGAAUUAAAAUAUGGGCAUGACGAAUUGGUGCAUAUUUUGUAUAAUCUCCCACAAUUCUAUGCCUUUGGAAAUUUAAAAAAAAAAUAUAAAGAAUUGCUAUACCUUCACGAGUCCAUAGAAGAAGAAGAUUUAAAUACACUUAUCAAAAAGUAUCCAAGGAUAUUCACCUACAAUGUGUACAGAACCAUAAGACCCAAACUCUUAUACCUCAUUAGACAUAUGAACAAAACAUUUCGAGAUACUCUAUCCUUUCCACAAUAUUUUAGUUAUAGCUUCCGUUUAAGAAUAAUUCCCAGACAUGUUGCCUACAUGAAUAUAUAUUAUGAUAAUUAUAUCAGUUAUUACAAGGAGUUGCUGAGGACACACAAUUAUGAUGACUUUAACAGGAAGUUUAAUGAGUUGGUUUAUAAACCCGACAUUCCACCGAUAAAUUUGAAGAUGCUUCUGCAAACGUCGAACAAAGAUUUUAUGAAACAUUAUAAAAUUAGUUAUUACGAUUUUGUCAAGUCCACACAGGUGGCUAAAGAUAUUCACAAUCCGUUCAUCCUCGUGUGA